AUGCGCUCUUUUGCCCACGAUAUAGAAGUUCCUUAUGAUCAAUUCGGCUUUCAAGUAGGAAAAGUAAUUGAAAGCAAGAACUCUGAAUUUCUGGUCGAUACGUACGUAGUGUCACAGUCUGGUUGGCGUGAUUACACCGUCUUAGACGGUCGCGAGGACGAAAUAUUUGGCAUGAGGCCUUAUAAGCCUGAAAUUGGAAAUUUGCCACUGUCUUUGUCUGUCGGAGCUCUCGGCAUGCCAGGAAUUACGGCUUACUUGAGCCUGCUGGAAAUUUAUCACGCUUUCAAUUGCAAGCGAAUCACAGCAGUUAAAGAUAAUUUAAUGUCGAUCACUCCUAAAGGCAUCAAUAUAUUUUUCGACAAUGUCGGAGGAGCUUUCUCAUUUCUGAUAAUGGAAUGCAUGAAUGAGAACGGACGAGUAGCAAUCUGCGGAGCUAUUAGCACUUACGGGGGAGACUUGACGCUGAACACGAAACCAAACACGCGAGUGUCUGUCUACGGAGAAACGUUUAGUUUCGCACAAUGGAAAUGGCCGAAACAGAUCGCUGCACCGUACAUACUCAGGGAAUGGAUUCAAAAAGGUUCCAUAAAAGCAAAGGACACGAUUACUAAUGGAUUUAAAGAGCUGACGGCUACAUUGGUAGCAAUGUACAAAGGGGAGAGCAUUGGAAAAAACUUUGAUGCUUUUUAA
Molecule: messenger RNA, 690 nt
Organism: Chilo suppressalis (striped riceborer)
Lineage: Eukaryota; Metazoa; Arthropoda; Insecta; Lepidoptera; Crambidae
Source: the annotation of a GenBank genome assembly